UGACCCCCAUUUUUAAUUUUUCCACUUCUUCUUCUGAAUUUUUUGGGGAAUUACCAACAGAUAUUAUUGUGGAGUCAGUUACGGCUUUUGUUUUAUUUCUUGUUCCAUCUUCUUUACUUCUCUGUCCUUCUCUCCUCCUCUCCCUACUCUGUUCUUUCAUCUCUUCUGAUUUUUCUUUUCAACCCUGUCAGUCCAUUCCAAUCUUCUAUGUCCCACCCCCGCCUUCCAUUCUGCACUCUUAGUUCUGUUCAGUAUAAUUGCGCUGUUCUUGCUUGAAUGAGAAUCAUACCAGAUUUCAGAAUCUGGUGGGAGCAAUUUUUCCACUGAAGACGCCUUCAAGCCUUCGGAGUUCUCGGGUGUUGAGGAUGCGGACGUAUUGAUUGAGAGCCAAAAAUAAGAAGCUUUCGAAUUCGGAAGGAAUUGUUUCGUCGCUCGUCAGGCCAAUUCGGAAUCACAGCAACCGAGACCAUCGACCUGGGAUUAUGUUGUUCGGUGGAAAGAUCUCUUACUAAACGACUUGGAAUUAUUUUCUGAAUUUUCUCUGAUUCUCUGUGGACAAGUGGCACCGAUCCUAAAUCCACCUUUGCUGUGGUCCUGUAUGCUUUCCCAGUGAAACGACAAUUUUGAACUGCUAUACUCUAUUCUUCUGAGAGAUGAUUACAUUCCUGGAUGUGAAGGAGAAAUUGAAAGAAGAGGACAAAUGUUUGGAUAGUCAACUGUGGCAUGCUUGCGCCGGCGCGAUGGUACAAAUGCCGCCGUUGAACUCCAAGGUGUUUUACUUCCCUCAGGGUCACGCCGAGCAUGCAAGUGGGCCCGUGGAUUUCAAGAAAUGCCGGAGGUUUCCUCUACCACCUUACAUUGUAUGCAGAGUCGAGUCUGUUAAAUACAUGGCUGAUCCCGAGACAGAUGAGGUAUACGCAAAACUUAGGCUUCUUCCAUUGAAUGGGAAGGAGGCUGAUUAUGAUGACGACAACGUUGUUGGAGGAGGCACCGAUGGAUCUGAAGCUCAAGACAAACUUGCCUCGUUCGCAAAAACUUUGACUCAGUCGGACGCCAACAAUGGCGGUGGUUUUUCUGUUCCUAGAUACUGUGCAGAGACAAUUUUCCCGCGUCUGGACUUUUCUGCGGAUCCACCCCUUCAAUAUAUUGAGGCUAAAGAUGUUCAUGGGGAAUCGUGGAAGUUCAAGCACAUUUACAGAGGCACACCGAGGCGGCAUCUCUUGACCACAGGAUGGAGUCCGUUUGUGAACAAGAAAAGGCUUGUUGCCGGGGAUUCAAUAGUAUUUCUAAGAGGACAAGAUGGAGAUCUCUAUGUAGGGAUUCGACGAGCUAAAAAAGGAAAUGGUCGUCGAUUUGAGUCCUCAUCAGUGUGGAAUUCAGAGGGUGAAAAUUGUCCUCUACCUUACGAAGGAUUGUCGGCAUUCUUGAAGGGAGAUGACGGCAAAAAACUGGCGAUCAAUAAUGGUACUGGCAAUGGAAUGAUUGGCACGAGAGGGAAUGUUGUGGCCGGUGGGAAAGUGAAAGCCGAAGCAGUUAUUGAAGCUGCGACUCUCGCUGCUAAUGGACAACCCUUUGAGGUUGUGUACUACCCUAGAGCAAGCACUCCCGAGUUCUGUGUAAAGGCCUCUUCAGUUAAAACAGCCCUUCAAAUCAGGUGGUGUUCUGGAAUGAGGUUCAAGAUGGCUUUUGAGACAGAGGAUUCUUCUCGCAUAAGUUGGUUCAUGGGAACUAUAUCUUCGGUGCAGGUCGCUGAUCCUCUGUUCUGGCCAGAUUCACCUUGGAGGCUUCUCGAGGUUACAUGGGAUGAACCGGAUUUACUUCAAAAUGUGAAACGGGUGAGCCCGUGGUUGGUUGAAUUGGUAUCCAACAUGCCUGCAAUCCCUCCACCUUUCUCGCCACCACGGAAGAAAAUGAGGUUGCCUCAUCAUCCAGAUGUUCCGCUUAAUACUCAGAUUUACGUGCCCACGUUUGGUAGCAAUCUCUUAGGUCCCAUGAACAAUCCCUUUGGGUAUCAUCUACCUGAAACCACUCCUGCUGGCAUGCAGGGAGCCAGGCAUGCUUAUUAUGGUCUACCCUUACCAGAUCUCCACCUCAGUAAGUUGCAGUCAUCGCCUCUGUAUUUGACUUGUUUUCCACCACUUGGCCAAGCUUCUAUGCAAACCAGGGUCUGUUAUAACUCACCAAUGCAGAAGCAUGGCGUGAGUGAGAAUGUCUCCCACUUGAUUUCCAAUGAAAAUUCUGCCCACUCUUUGAAGGAAGAGGAUGAUAAUAAGGCACCCCACCUUGUGCUUUUUGGGAAAAAAAUUCUUCCUGAGAAGAAGAUCCCCACGAGCUGCUCUCGUGACGGAUUCUCCCAAGUCCUCACUCGUAAUAGUUCAUUAUAUGGAAAUGCUCAUAACGGGGCCAAUUUUUCUGAUGGUAAGCGCCGGGAAUCUGAUCAGACUAAUUUGGACGGGGGUCACUGUUAGGUGGUUGUUUUAAGAUUCAGAACAUUUAGGUCGGACUGCGAACCAACCUCUCGUGGCUGGGAUUUUAAGAUGAACUUAAUAGGGAGCUGACAUGUUGGAAAUUUUUUAUCUGAUAAUAUGCUGAACCUUGUCCUUUGCCAAGAUAUUAAGAGUGCCGUCAAACACAUUGAAGAUGAAUGAUGCAGUCAGGGAUUUAUUGUACGACUCGUAGGAUUUAAUUUUGUAAGUCGCCUCAGAGUCUAACUUGAACGUGUCAAUUGCUUUUGCAGCAACUUUAUGUAUAAAAACGGCUAGGAGGUCGACGAUUUUGAUAGACUCGAGCAGUGACAGUGUAGGAGGAAUAAGAACAUGAAUCAUUAUUUUCAAUGUGUAAAGCGGUUGAUCAAAUCCUUUAUUUUAUUAUGAACCUGCGGUCACUUUUGAAGCGAGGGAAAGAGACGAUCUCGUCUAAUUCAAGGAGGUUUACCUCUUCGGGAUUUGUGUCUCUCUUCGUUCCCAAAGAGGGAAUCAGGAGUUUAGAAUUUUAUGUUAUGAUGGCAGCUCUUUUUACAUUAUUACUUUUCUCGUUGGAUUCUAUUUUAACAUUGAAUGGCUGAUUUGAAUUUAUUUUUGAAAGCAUCUGAAACAAAAGACAAGAGCAUCUUCCUCGCG
Messenger RNA from Neltuma alba, 3119 nucleotides. Its product is annotated as auxin response factor 18-like. Gene Ontology annotation, molecular function: DNA binding. Gene Ontology annotation, biological process: response to hormone; regulation of DNA-templated transcription. The transcript has 3 exons. Gene Ontology annotation, cellular component: nucleus. The record is from RefSeq and is a predicted model, not a curated record. The coding region runs from base 654 to 2468 and encodes 604 amino acids. Lineage: Eukaryota; Viridiplantae; Streptophyta; Magnoliopsida; Fabales; Fabaceae.